Messenger RNA from Agelaius phoeniceus (red-winged blackbird), 4656 nucleotides. NCBI's taxonomy places the organism in Eukaryota, Metazoa, Chordata, Aves, Passeriformes, Icteridae. The record is from RefSeq and is a predicted model, not a curated record.
AUGGCGGCCCCGGCCGCGCUGCGCCCGCUCCUGCCCCUCGUCCCCGUGGCCGCCGCGCUGGCGCUGGCCGCGGGCGGGGGCACCGCGGGGACAGGUCCGGGGGGACGGCACGGCGGGGACCGCGGGAGGGCCGCGCGGGGGGCCCGCGGGGAUGGGGGCGGGUUGUCCGUGGAGUGCGGGGUGCCCGCGGGUGGCGAGCCGCGCUCCGGCAGCGACAUCGUCCAUCCCAUCAAGGUCGACGAGAGCGGAGCCUUCCUGUCCUACGACUUGUCCCACCGGGCCCUUCACCGGAGGUCUCCUGCCUCCAGGAGCAAGCUCCCCGCCUUCUACGAGCUGCAGUACAGAGGGCAACCCCUGAAAUUCAACCUGAGCCUCAACAGGCACCUCCUGGCCCCGGGCUUUGUCAGCGAGAGGCGUUUCGGGGGCAUCGCCGGCGCCAAGAUCCAGCCCCGCUCCUACAACCCGUGCCACAUGAUCGGGGAGGUGCGGGGCCCGCUGCAGGCGGGGCUGGCUGCCCUCAGCACCUGCGAUGGCCUGAAAGGUGUGUUUCAGCUCAUGAACGAGGACUAUUUCAUCGAGCCCGUGUCCAGCAGCCCCCGGGAGGAGGGAGCAGCACAGCCCCACAGGAUCUACAAGCGCCAGGUGCUGGAGGCCAGGGCUGAGCAGGGCAGGAGCGCCCCAGCCCCGCGGGAGCCCUGCGGUGUGCCAGAGUCUCAGGAAAGCCUGGAGCGGUCUGAGAGGCGCAGGGAGAGGUGGGAGCAGAAGCAGCACAGGAGGAGGAGGAGGAGGAUCAAGCAGCGCUCCAUCAGCAGGGAGAAGUGGGUGGAGACGCUGGUGGUGGCAGACACCAAGAUGGUGGAGUUCCAUGGCAGUGCUAACAUUGAGAAGUACGUGCUGACCGUCAUGAACAUGGUGGCAGGGCUGUUCCACCACGCCAGCAUCGGGAACCCCAUCAACAUCGCCAUAGUGCGGCUGAUCCUGCUGGAGCACGAGGAGGAGGACCUGAAGAUCUCCCACCACGCAGACAACACCUUGAAAAGCUUCUGCAAGUGGCAGAAGAGCAUCAACGUGAAGGGAGACUCCCACCCCCUGCACCACGACGUCGCCGUGCUGCUCACCAGGAAGGACAUCUGUGCUGCCAUGAACAGGCCCUGUGAGACCCUGGGGCUGUCCCACGUGGCCGGGAUGUGCCAGCCCCACCGGAGCUGCAACAUCAACGAGGACACGGGGCUGCCGCUCGCCUUCACCGUGGCCCACGAGCUGGGACACAGUUUUGGGAUUCAGCAUGAUGGAAGCAGCAAUGACUGUGAGCCAGUUGGGAAAAGACCUUUCAUCAUGUCUCCACAGCUCCUGUAUGACACGUCCCCACUCACCUGGUCCCGCUGCAGCCGCGAGUACAUCACACGCUUCCUCGACCGGGGCUGGGGGCUGUGCCUGGAUGAUCCCCCGGCCCGGGAGCUGCUGGACUUUCCCCUGGUGCCCCCGGGCGUCCUGUACGACGUGGGCCACCAGUGCCGGCUGCAGUACGGCCCCUACUCCACCUUCUGCGACGACAUGGACAGUGUCUGCAGCACGCUGUGGUGCACGGUGGGGAACACGUGUCACUCCAAGCUGGAUGCAGCUGUGGAUGGCACAGCCUGCGGGGAGAGCAAGUGGUGCUUCAAUGGCGAGUGUGUUCCCGUGGGCUUCCGGCCCGAGCCCAUCGACGGCGGCUGGAGCUCCUGGAGCGCCUGGGCCUCCUGCUCCCGCAGCUGUGGGGCAGGAGUGCAGAGUGCUGAGAGGCACUGCAGCCAGCCCACGCCCAAGUACGGGGGCCGGUACUGCCUGGGCGAGCGCAAGCGGUUCCGGAUCUGCAACGUGCGGCGCUGCCCCCGGGACAAGCCCUCCUUCCGCCAGGUCCAGUGCAGCCAGUUCAACCCCAUGCUCUACAAGGGGAAGCUCUACAAGUGGACUCCAGUGCCCAACAACAUGAACCCCUGCGAGCUGCACUGCCGGCCCGAGCACGAGUACUUUGCGGAGAAGCUGCGGGACGCGGUGGUGGACGGCACGCCCUGCUACGACAGCGACGCCAGCCGCGACGUCUGCAUCAACGGCAUCUGCAAGAACGUGGGCUGUGACUAUGAGAUUGACUCGCACGCCGUGGAGGAUCGCUGCGGGGUGUGCCACGGGGACGGCUCCACCUGCCACACCGUGCACAAGACCUUCGAGGACAGCGAGGGGCUGGGCUAUGUGGACAUUGGGAUUAUCCCCGUGGGAGCCCGGGAGAUCCGGAUUGAAGAGGUGGCAGAAGCCGGGAAUUUCCUGGCGCUGCGGAGCGAGGACCCCGAGAAGUAUUUCCUGAAUGGAGGCUGGACCAUCCAGUGGAACGGGGACUACAGGGUGGCAGGGACCACCUUCACCUACAAGAGGACAGGCAACUGGGAGAACCUCACCUCUCCGGGGCCCACCGUGGAGCCCGUGUGGAUCCAGCUGCUGUUCCAGGAGACCAACCCCGGGGUGAGGUACCAGUACACGAUCCAGCGCCCAGCUGACAGCGAGAAUGAGAUCGAGCAGCCCGAGUUCCUGUGGCGCUUUGGCUCCUGGACCACCUGCACGGCCACCUGUGGGACAGGGGUGCAGCGGCAGGUGGUGCACUGCGUGGAGAGGCUGGCGGGGCUGGUGGAGGAGCGGUUCUGUGACGCGCUGACGCGCCCCGAUGACCAGCAGCGCACCUGCAGCGAGGAGCCCUGCCCAGCCAGGUGGUGGGUGGGUGAGUGGCAGCAGUGCUCAGCCACGUGUGGCCAGGCAGGGCUGAUGAAGAGGACGGUGCUGUGCAUCCAGAGCGUGGGGCUGGAUGAGCAGAGGGCCCUGCAGCCAGCAGACUGCCAGCACCUCACCAAGCCAGAUGCCACCAUGCCCUGCCACCCAGAGGUCCCCUGUCCCUCCCCAUGGGCUCUGGGCAACUGGUCCGAGUGCUCGGUGACCUGUGGGAACGGGACCCAGCGGCGCCCCGUGCACUGCAGCAACAGCACUGGGGCCCCGUGCGACCCUGCGCAGAGACCCAGCCCCGAGAGGCUUUGCUCCUUGCCACAGUGCCACCAGGAAUGGGACAGCACAGACUGGUCUGGCAGCGGCUCCUCCAGCAGGGAGGUGUUUAAUGAAAUCCAUUACAUCCCCAGCAACCACGUUCCUAAAUUUAACCCCUUAGUCCCAAACGUCCCGGAGUCCAACGAUGCCAACGUCAUCACCGAGGAGGACUUCUCAGCCAGGAAAGGAAACGUCUUUGUGGAUGACUUUUACUACGAUUACAACUUUAUCAACUUCCACGAGGAUCUGUCCUACUACCCCUUCACGGAGAAGGAGAGCAAAGGCGAGGAGCCAAAGGCAGAGCUGGGCACGGAUGGCACGGAGGGGCCCUGGGAGCUGCCCACUGAGUCCCUGCUCACCACCGAGCUGGGAGGAGAGAGCCAGGGCCAGCCGGGCCCCGAGGAGGAGCACACUUCUGCCCCUGUGCAUGGGCAAGACACAGAGCCUGGGGGGCAUUUAGCCUCGAGUGACCUCCUGAGCAUGGGCCCCGAGGAUGUGGGGUCAGCCACUCCCAGAUACACCACCCCUGGCUUUUUGGGUGAGCAGGAGGAGGAUACGGUGCCUGUGCCCCACUCUGAGCAUCACCCGCCCACUCAGAGCUCUGGAGGGCACCAGCCAGAGCUCCACAGCCCCACAGCCCCCACCUCAACCCCCUCGCUGGCCACAACAGCCCCUCCAGUGCCCCUGUCCCCUGCCAUGCCCGGGCCAGCCGCCCAGCUCACCUCCAGUGGCCUCAGCCAGCAGGCAGCCCCUGCCAAGCCCAGCUGGGAGGUCGGGAACUGGAGUGAGUGCUCGGCCACGUGCGGCCUGGGCGCGGUGUGGCGCUCCGUGCGCUGCAGCAGUGGCCCUGACGGUGGCUGUCCCGCGGCCGACAGGCCCGUCCCCGCCCGGAGGUGCUCCCUGAGACCCUGCUCGGCCUGGCGUGUGGGCACCUGGAGCAAGUGCUCCAGGAGCUGCGGUGGGGGCACCAAGGUGCGGGACGUUCACUGUGUUGACACCCGGGACCAGCGGCUGCUGCGGCCCUUCCACUGCCAGGCAGGGCUGGCACAGCCCCCGGCACAGCUGCCCUGCCACAGUGCCCCGUGCCUGGACUGGUACACGUCCUCCUGGAGAGAGUGCUCGGAGCCGUGUGGUGGCGGCGAGCAGGCCCGGCUGGUGACGUGCCCGGAGCCGGGGCGCUGCGAGGAGAGCCUGAGGCCCAACAGCACCCGGCCCUGCAACAGCCAGCCCUGCACCACCUGGGUGGUGGGCUCCUGGGGACAGUGCUCAGCUCCCUGUGGAGGCGGCAUCCAGCGGCGGCAGGUGAAGUGCAUCGACACCAGGAGCGGGGUGGCCGAGGAGGACAGCAGCCUGUGUGACCACGAGCCCUGGCCAGAGAGCACCCAGAAGUGCAACCCCCAGGAGUGCGACAGCUCCGAGCCAGGUGUGCCCUGCGAGCGCGACCGCCUGAGCUUCGCCUUCUGCCGGACGCUGCGGCUGCUGGGGCGGUGCCCGCUGCCCACCGUGCGUGCCCAGUGCUGCCGGAGCUGCCAGCACGGCCACCCCGCGCCCGGCCGGCAGCGCGGCCAGCAGCGCCUGUCCCGCAGGUGA